Microbotryum saponariae is the source of this 534-nucleotide messenger RNA. The record is from the annotation of a GenBank genome assembly. NCBI's taxonomy places the organism in Eukaryota, Fungi, Basidiomycota, Microbotryomycetes, Microbotryales, Microbotryaceae.
AUGAGACUAGAAAAGACUUGUUCAUCCUCUCUUGCGAAAAACCAAAAUUUUUGUAUUCUUCUUAUAAAUAAUAGUUUUGGGCGUCAUCAUCUCGGACCGCCCGUGCUCCCCGCCCGGCACCUUCACCCGCAACGCCUUUGUCGCCGCACCCGUCGUCGUUUCCAAAGAGGUGCUCGCCAAAGGGCGUGGAAUUGCCCGAGGUUUGGUCGUCAACUCUGGGUGCGCUAACGCCGUCACGCGGUCCAAGGGACUCAAAGAUGCUCGCGCCAUGAGCGAUCAACUCGAUUCGUUCGUCGGCGAGUCAAACUCGUCCUCCGCGACGGGGACCCUUGUCAUGUCGAUCGGCGUGAUCGGUCAACUACUACCGAUCAAGAAGAUUCUUAAUGGUAUCACCUCAUCGACCGCGACGUUGGGAUCGACCCACUCGGCCUGGCUCGAUGUGAAAGGCACGAGAUCGCUCUCGAGCCUCACUGAUUCCGAGUCCAAACUGAAAGGAUCAAACGGUGUAAUUCGCAGGCGAAGAAAGACUACUAA